Cyphomyrmex costatus is the source of this 746-nucleotide messenger RNA. Its product is annotated as partitioning defective protein 6. Gene Ontology annotation, molecular function: protein binding. Gene Ontology annotation, biological process: centrosome cycle. The transcript is spliced from 4 exons. The annotation marks the transcript as partial. Lineage: Eukaryota; Metazoa; Arthropoda; Insecta; Hymenoptera; Formicidae. The record is from RefSeq and is a predicted model, not a curated record.
UAGGCUAGUUGAGUCAGCCGUAGUAGUGGCACGUCCGACGUUAGGUAAAAACAACUUUGAGGAUGUCCAAGAAGCAGGACAAGGUGGACAACGGCAUUGUCGCCGUGAAGAGCAAAUUCGAUGCCGACAUCAUCAGAUUCUCCAUGAAUCGUAACGAGCCUAUGAGUUAUGAGGACUUUGGGAAGCUAUUGGCGCAAAGGCAUGAUUUGGGGACAGACUUUAGCUUUUCAAUUUGGUAUACGGAUACAGAUGGUGAUCUACUUCCCAUCAAUAAUGAUAAUAAUCUGGCGAGGGCUUUAGCAAAUGCCAAGUGCCUGCUCCGAAUUUUUAUACAUAGGAAAGGUGAUGGAGCGUGGGAUAAUGGAUAUGGUACAAUGAAACCUAAAAAUUUGAUAUCCAGUAUUUUGGGUGGUACACCAGGCAAACCAAAAUCUAUAGUUAUUUCAAAUCCACAUGAUUUUAGACAGGUAUCUGCAAUUAUUGACGUUGACAUACUGCCAGAAACCUGUCGACGUGUACGUCUAUUAAAACAUGGAUCCGAUAAACCUUUGGGAUUUUAUAUCAAGGAUGGUGAAAGUUAUCGUGUACUGCCAUCAUCUGCUGGUGGUGGAAUUGAAAAGGUUCCAGGUGUGUUUAUUAGUAGAUUAGUACCAGGUGGCUUAGCAGAAAGUACAGGGCUUCUAGCUGUGAAUGAUGAGGUUCUGGAAGUAAACGGUAUAGAAGUUGCAGGGAAAACGCUCGAUCAG